This is a messenger RNA of Gilbertella persicaria, 957 nucleotides long. RefSeq names its product 40S ribosomal protein S5. Bases 217 to 828 code for a protein of 203 amino acids. The transcript is spliced from 3 exons. The record is from RefSeq and is a predicted model, not a curated record. Gene Ontology annotation, biological process: translation; ribosomal small subunit assembly. Gene Ontology annotation, cellular component: ribosome; cytosolic small ribosomal subunit. Lineage: Eukaryota; Fungi; Mucoromycota; Mucoromycetes; Mucorales; Choanephoraceae. Gene Ontology annotation, molecular function: mRNA binding; rRNA binding; structural constituent of ribosome.
ACUUCCUCUUUUUCAUAAACUAAGGUAAUGACCACGAUAGUCCAUGAAUCCAUUGAAUGAUCACUAACCAUAAUGCCAUCCAUCUUUCAAUUCACCAUUAUUAUCUAUAUCAAUCUUUAAAUCACCACUUUCAACUUGUAAAUUUAAUUUUUUCAUCACUUUUAUACUUCAUCCAUCCAUCCAUCCAUCCAUUAUAUCAACAUACAAUAGACUAUCAUGCCCGCCUUAGGUUUGCCCGCUGAUGUCAGUGCCACUGCUGAUGGUACCCGCAGAUUGUUCAACAAGUGGUCUUACGAAGAUGUUGAAGUCAAGGAUAUCUCUCUCCAAGACUACAUUCAAAUCCGUCAACAAGUCUACUUGCCCCACACUGCCGGUCGUUUCGCUGUCAAGCGUUUCCGUAAGGCUCAAUGCCCCAUUGUUGAACGUUUGACUAACGCUUUGAUGAUGACUGGUCGUAACAACGGUAAGAAGCUCAUGGCUGCCCGUAUUGUUCAACACGCUUUCGAAAUCAUCAACUUGUUGACUGAUGCCAACCCUCUUCAAAUCCUCGUUGAUGCCAUCAUCAACUGUGGUCCUCGUGAAGAUUCUACCCGUAUCGGUUCUCAAGGUACUGUCCGUCGUCAAGCUGUUGAUGUCUCUCCUCUCCGUCGUGUCAACCAAGCUAUCUCUUUGUUGACUGUCGGUACUAGAGAAUCCGCUUUCCGUAACGUCAAGACCGUUGCUGAAUGUCUCGCUGAUGAAUUGAUCAACGCUGCUAAGGGUUCCGCCAACUCUUACGCUAUUAAGAAGAAGGAUGAACUUGAACGUGUUGCCAAGUCCAACCGAUAAAUUAUUUGCUGUUGUAUUUUUUGGAGAGAGAGAGAGCGAAAAAAAAGAGAAAACAGAGGAGUUUCCUUUGUUUUGUCUUGGUUUCCUCCUUUUUUGUUGAAAAUAAACAUCCUCUUUUAAAACUUGUAA